AUGGGUGACGGGUCGGAUCUGGUGCUGAACUUUGCGGGGGGUUUGGGUGAGUUGAGAGUCACUUACAGCCCAACACACAUCUGUGCUCUGGAGGGAUCAUCAGUCACCAUAUCCUGCUCUUACACCUACCACAGUUAUCUUACAGUUAAAGAAGCUUUCUGGACAAACCAAAUCUCUAGAUUCCCUGUUAAUCUCUCUAAGAUUGACAACUAUGCACAAAGAGUCACAGUGAACUGUGGGAACAGUAGCAGUGCUUGUUCUCUGCAAAUUGUAAAUCUCACCAAAGCAGAUGCACAACAUCUCUACUACUGUUCAAUGCUCACCAAUAGGAGAACAGACAUAGGCCAACCAGGAGUUCCAUUGAACAUUGCAAGCCUGCAGGUUGCUUCAUAUGCAGAAGGCACAAACGUAAAGGAAGGUGACAAUGUGACUCUCACCUGCAACACCACCUGCAAUCUGACCAGCAACGCUUCAUUCAUCUGGAGUAAAGAUGGACGUCCUGUAGAGAAGAAGCAGAUCAUCAACAACCAGCUGCAGCUCCACCCAGUCAGUUAUGAAGAUGAGGGCAGCUACACCUGUGCUGUUAGAGGCCAUGAGGGUCAUCCAUCACCACCCAAAAUGCUGGAAGUUAUGCCAGUGUCCCAUAGCCUACAUGUUGCUGCUCUUGUUGGAGUGGCAGCAGCAGUCUUUGGGGGUCUAUUUUGUGUCGUGUACUGGCUGAGGAUGAAGAUCAUGGCAACACUGUAA
Alosa sapidissima (American shad) is the source of this 747-nucleotide messenger RNA. RefSeq names its product CXADR-like membrane protein. The coding region runs from base 1 to 747 and encodes 248 amino acids. NCBI's taxonomy places the organism in Eukaryota, Metazoa, Chordata, Actinopteri, Clupeiformes, Clupeidae. The transcript is spliced from 5 exons. The record is from RefSeq and is a predicted model, not a curated record.